Molecule: messenger RNA, 1966 nt
Organism: Triplophysa dalaica
Lineage: Eukaryota; Metazoa; Chordata; Actinopteri; Cypriniformes; Nemacheilidae
Exons: 12
Coding region: 639-1724 (361 amino acids)
Molecular function (GO): ubiquitin-protein transferase activity
Source: RefSeq, a predicted model, not a curated record
CCAGUUAAACGAUCGAUCUGCCGCUAUACGAAGACUGUUUAUUCCUCUCUUUGUUUUAAAGAGAACUUGAUGCGUAUUUAUGAUAAACUUUACAACCGUUUUGACGAUUGUGUGUAUUCAUGUAAUGUGAUGGUCAUGGUAUGGUAUUAUGUCGUGUUUGCUUAACAAGGAUGACAGUGAAGUUCUGAGAUCAGCAAGGCACCUUUUGUCACUUUUGAGCAAUCAAAGACAAAGAGCUGAUGGGCCUUCUACUAGCCAGGAUAGUAACAGGCAAAGAUUCCAACCUCAUGGACAAUCAUCUCUUCGCACAGAAAUGACCAGGUCUUUUCCUGGAUUGUUCUCAAAUCGCAGAGGCAAACGACGCUUCACAGAAACAUGUCCUGUGCCCAAGAAACAAAAACCAUUUCAGGUCAUGUUUCACCUACUGCAGACCCAAUGUGAAAGAUCACCCAGUGGUCCAGAUCAACUGCUGCAUGCACAGGCAGGAUUAGGACGCAGAACUGCCACCCUGGAUGAAAACAUGACUCAUCAGGAGCUAUGUGAUACUCUUACUGAGCUGUAUCCAAAACUUGGAGGAGUUACUGGAGGCUGGCUCCUUUAUAAAGCAGCAGGCUGUCUGUCCUAUAUGUCAAGAAAGAAUGCCCCAUGACAUCUUGGAGGUUCAUGCCAGUGAAUGUGGGGAAAGAACAAUUGAUAAUACAAUGAAUGAUACUACCGAAUUGACGUUCAUGGACAAUGAAAUGAACCACAGCACUCAAGUGACAUAUAUGAAUGAUGGGGACUCUGCAGUUGGUGAAGGAGUCACCAGACACUUUUUUUCAACAGUUCUUCAAAAACUGAAGUAUGGUUUCAAUUUAAAUUUGGGAAACACAGGUGUAACAUGCCUCUUUGAAGGAGAACCAGACCAUUUGGUGCCUUCUUCAGCACAGCUUCUAAUAGAAAGCGAUCUUUUCUUGGUAGCAGGAAGAAUGCUAGGCCACUCCUUUUUGCAUGGUGGCCCGUGUCUUACAGGCCUCAGCAGAGCUUUUGUUCAUUUUCUGUUUCACAGCUCAUCUGAUACAGCCACUUUGCAAUUGGAGGACUGUCCAGAUAUUGAUGUACGAGAGACCAUCAGCUUUCUCAGUGGAGAAGUUUCAUUGACCGAGGACCAAUACAGUAAAGUCUUAGAACUUUGUUUGGCUUGGGAUCUUCCUGGUCCAACAGAAGAAAAUAGAAGGUGGCUUUACGAGCGUCUGCUGUCACAUGCGGUUCUUGGGAGAAGAACACGCCAAAUGAAACAAAUCAAGCAGGGACUGAAAGACACCUUUGUUUGGCCCCUACUUACUGACAGGAAGGAUGUAGUGUUAUUCCCCAAGGAAUCUGAGGACCUAUGCACCCCUGAGAUGCUACUUUCAUGUAUUGACUGGCCUAACGAAAGCAAUAAUAGUGAUGAUGAUGACGACGACGAGUACCCAGCUGCUACUAAGGAAAGGAUUGCUGGAUUUUUAAAGCAGUUCAUCGAGUCAGGAUCCAGCAAAGAUCUUAAAAACCUUUUGCGGUUCUGGGUCGGAUGGGAGCGGAUUGAAAAAAACAUGGGUGUGGAAGUUGUAAAAAGCGAUCUUCCACGAUCCUCCACCUGCUUUUGUAUUCUUCGACUACCAGGCCACUACACAGAGUUCCACUCCUUUUCAAAAGACUUGAUUAUGUGCAUUGGUGUUUGCAAGUAUGGUUUUGGGCUUGUGUAAUUUUUAGAUGCACAGUUUAACAUAACGUCACUGAAAGACUGUAAUCAAUGCGGUUACUGCAUUUAUCUUCUCAGGUUUUUGUUUAAGUACUUUGUUGUAGUAAGUACUUAUGUUUAAUAACAGUGAAAAUCCAGUUUACUAAGGAUUGAAAUGUUAAAAUUAUUGCAAAUUAGGAGUCUAGCAAAUACUUGUAUGUUUACUAGCAUAGAGCAAAAAUAAUUACUUAAAUAUAUGGAAAUAAA